CCUUCGCCCUCCGCAGAUGACCUGGCCGAGGAGAUGGAGGACGUGGACUUUGAGGAGGAGGGGGCAGAAGAGGCCGAUGCCGAGGCUUGGGAGUCGGAGGAUGACGAGGGGGUGGAGGACGGCAUGGAGGCACAGGACGACAGUGAGGUCACGUUCUCGCUCCACUCGGCUUCUGUCUUCUGUGUGAGCCUUGACCCCAAGACCAACACGCUGGCAGUGACAGGCGGAGAGGAUGACAAGGCCUUCGUGUGGCGUGUGAGUGAUGGAGAGCUCCUGUUUGAGUGCUCAGGACACAAGGACUCGGUCACCUGUGCUGGCUUCAGUCACGACUCUGUGUUCGUGGCCACAGGUGACAUGUCAGGGCUUAUCAAAGUGUGGCGGGUGGAUGCCAAGGAGGAGGUGUGGUCCUUCGAGGUGGGGGACUUGGAGUGGAUGGAGUGGCACCCUCAAGCCCAUGUGCUUCUGGCUGGUACAGCUGAUGGCAACACCUGGAUGUGGAAGAUCCCCAGUGGGGACUGCAAAACCUUUCAGGGUCCAGCGUGCCCAGCCACAUGUGGCAGGAUCCUGCCUGAUGGGAAGCGAGCAGUGGUGGGGUAUGAGGAUGGGACCAUGCGCAUCUGGGACCUGAAGCAGGGAACAUCACUGCAUGUUCUGAAAGGCCAGGAUGGCCAUCAGGACCCCUUGACUUGUGUGGCCAGCAACCAGGAUGGCAGUUUGAUCAUGACUGGCUCUGUGGACUGUCACGCCAAGCUGGUCAACUCCGCCACGGGCAAGGUGGUGUGCGUGUUCAAGAUGGAGAGCGUGACCCCCAAGGCACCCAUCAGUGAGGGCGAGGAGGCAGAGUCCAACUCAGUGGAGUCGCUGGGCUUCUGUAAUGUGAUGCCACUGGCUGCUGUGGGCUACCUUGACGGCACACUGGCUAUUUACGACCUCUCCACACAGAGCCUAAGGCAUAAGUGCCAACACGAGUCGGGGAUCGUGCAGCUGCUGUGGGAGGAGAGCUCGGCCGUGGUGUACACCUGCAGCCUGGAUGGGGCCGUGCGGCUCUGGGACGCCCGCUCGGGGAAGAUGAUCAGCGAGUACCGAGGGCACUCUGCUGAAAUCCUCGACUUCGCCGUCAACAAGGAUGCCUCCAUUGUGGUGACCACCUCUGGCGACCACCAAGCCAAAGUGUUCUGCGUCCAGCGCCCCGAUCGCUAGAACUGUGUCAAGGGAUGGCGUCCUGGCGCUGCCCGGCGCCUUGAGGGACGAGGGACAUGGUUUCACCACCCUUCUCCAGUGCGUGCUUUGUAAUUUUUCCAGCCUGCCCUGCUUUGCCCUCACCAUCUAGGGGCCAAGCCAGGG
Molecule: messenger RNA, 1344 nt
Organism: Ficedula albicollis (Collared flycatcher)
Lineage: Eukaryota; Metazoa; Chordata; Aves; Passeriformes; Muscicapidae
Gene: AAMP
Product: angio associated migratory cell protein
Exons: 10
Cellular component (GO): cytosol
Molecular function (GO): protein binding
Source: RefSeq, a predicted model, not a curated record